Messenger RNA from Heterocephalus glaber (naked mole-rat), 5406 nucleotides. RefSeq names its product dihydropyrimidinase like 3 (gene Dpysl3). Lineage: Eukaryota; Metazoa; Chordata; Mammalia; Rodentia; Bathyergidae. The record is from RefSeq and is a predicted model, not a curated record. Gene Ontology annotation, biological process: actin crosslink formation. Gene Ontology annotation, cellular component: cytosol; cytoplasm. Gene Ontology annotation, molecular function: hydrolase activity, acting on carbon-nitrogen (but not peptide) bonds, in cyclic amides.
CCGCCUCUGGCGCGAAGGCUCAGCGCCUCCUCCCGCCCCAGUCACUGUGGCUCGGCGCGCGCUGCCGGCGGCUGCCCUUUCCGCCUCUGGAGAAGAAAACUCGCCGGCUUCUGACGCGCUUGCAGCAUGGCUUCGGGCCGGAGGGGCUGGGACACUUCCCACGAGGACGAUCUGCCCGUGUACCUGGCCAGACCGGGCACCACCGACCAGGUCCCGCGGCAGAAGUACGGCGGCAUGUUCUGCAAUGUGGAGGGAGCUUUCGAGAGCAAGACGCUGGAUUUCGAUGCCCUGAGCGUGGGGCAGCGUGGCGCAAAGACCCCGCGGAGCAGCCAGGGCGGCGUCCGCGCUUCGGGGAGCCGGCCCGCGGUGGAGGGGGAUACCCCGCACCGGGGCCAAGGCCGGGAGGACAGCGGGGAGCCUGCUCCCGCCUCGCCCGCUCCCGCCGCAGUGGAGAUCCGGAGCGCCACGGGCAAGGAGGUGUUGCAGAACCUCGGUCCCAAGGACAAGAGUGACCGUCUCCUUAUCAAGGGAGGAAGAAUCGUCAAUGAUGAUCAGUCCUUCUAUGCUGACAUUUACAUGGAAGAUGGCUUAAUAAAGCAAAUUGGAGACAAUCUGAUUGUCCCUGGAGGAGUGAAGACCAUUGAAGCCAAUGGGAAGAUGGUGAUCCCAGGAGGCAUUGAUGUCCACACUCACUUCCAGAUGCCAUACAAGGGGAUGACCACAGUAGAUGACUUCUUCCAAGGAACAAAGGCUGCCUUAGCAGGUGGCACCACCAUGAUCAUUGAUCACGUGGUGCCUGAGCCCGAGUCCAGCCUGAGCGAGGCCUAUGAGAAGUGGCGUGAAUGGGCUGACGGGAAGAGCUGCUGUGACUAUGCCCUGCACGUGGACAUCACCCAUUGGAAUGACAGUGUCAAGCAGGAAGUGCAGAGCCUCAUCAAGGACAAAGGGGUUAACUCCUUCAUGGUUUACAUGGCCUACAAGGAUUUGUACCAAGUGUCCAACACAGAGCUCUAUGAGAUCUUCACCUGCCUGGGAGAGCUAGGGGCCAUUGCUCAAGUUCAUGCUGAGAAUGGGGACAUCAUUGCCCAGGAGCAAAACCGGAUGUUGGAAAUGGGGAUAACUGGCCCAGAAGGCCAUGUGCUGAGCAGACCAGAAGAGCUGGAAGCUGAGGCUGUGUUCCGUGCCAUCACCAUUGCCAGCCAGACUAAUUGCCCUCUGUACGUCACAAAGGUCAUGAGCAAGAGCGCGGCUGACCUCAUCUCACAAGCCAGGAAAAAAGGAAACGUGGUCUUUGGGGAGCCCAUCACUGCCAGCCUUGGUAUAGAUGGAACCCAUUACUGGAGCAAGAACUGGGCCAAGGCAGCUGCAUUUGUGACAUCCCCACCUCUGAGCCCUGACCCAACCACUCCUGACUACAUCAACUCUUUGCUGGCCAGCGGUGAUCUGCAACUCUCUGGCAGUGCGCACUGCACCUUCAGCACUGCUCAGAAAGCCAUUGGGAAGGACAACUUCACAGCCAUCCCCGAGGGCACCAACGGCGUAGAGGAGAGGAUGUCCGUCAUCUGGGACAAGGCUGUGGCCACAGGAAAAAUGGAUGAAAACCAGUUUGUGGCUGUGACAAGCACAAAUGCUGCCAAGAUCUUUAACCUGUAUCCCCGCAAGGGCAGAAUAUCUGUGGGCUCUGACAGCGAUCUGGUCAUCUGGGAUCCAGAUGCUGUGAAGAUCGUCUCUGCCAAGAACCACCAGUCGGCUGCAGAAUACAAUAUCUUUGAAGGGAUGGAGUUGCGUGGGGCGCCCCUGGUCGUCAUCUGCCAGGGCAAGAUCAUGCUGGAAGAUGGCAACCUGCAUGUGACCCAGGGGGCUGGCCGCUUCAUCCCCUGCAGCCCCUUCUCCGACUACGUCUAUAAAAGAAUCAAAGCCAGGAGGAGGAUGGCCGACCUGCAUGCCGUCCCGAGGGGUAUGUACGAUGGGCCCGUAUUUGACCUGACUACCACCCCCAAAGGGGGCACCCCUGCGGGCUCCACCCGGGGAUCCCCCACCCGGCCCAAUCCGCCUGUGAGGAAUCUCCACCAGUCUGGAUUCAGCCUGUCUGGCACCCAAGUGGACGAGGGGGUCCGCUCAGCCAGCAAGCGCAUUGUGGCGCCCCCUGGAGGCCGCUCUAAUAUCACAUCCCUGAGUUAAGCAACCUUUCCCUAAAGGGGAGCAGAAGCAAGAAGAGAUUUUUUUGAAGCCAAAAUGGUACACCAAUAUUUAAGAAAGAAAGCAAAUCCAAACGGUUGCGGUAUAAAGAAUCAAUAAGCCUCAAGCCUUAUGUUUCUCCAUGUUAAGCUCGCUUGCCUAGCUUUACGAAUAUUGCUUUGUUUUCUGUUUAUGCAUAGCCUUGAUUUGUUGGACCCUCUCCCCCAUUUACAUGCAUGCAAUCAGACAGGCCGCUAAGGUGAAAGAGUCUGCUAUAUUAUAGUGUUGAGAGCGUGUGUAGUGCUGCAUCUUACGACAAGGGGACAGACAAAGCUGGGAGGUCAGGGAAAUGAAUAAAAGGGACGCAGGUUAUUUGGGGCAAGUGGGUGGUGGGAGUGGAGAGCAAGGUGGAAGGCACCGAGGGCGGGGGUAGGGUGUGUGGGAGGGAGGUGGGUGGGCCGGGUGAGCAGGAGGGGUGUUGUGCAUUGUGUUGAUGAUGUAUGUUUAUUUCCACGGAGGGGCCACUUCCGGCAGCUGUCACUCACUGCGGUCCCUUGGGGUCUGCAGAGAAGUAGGCUAGUCUUUGGGUUCUCGAUUUGUCAUGUCCCUUCCUAGUAGAUUUUGUUUCUUUGAACAUUUAUUAAAACAACAAAACUCAACCAUUUCUUCCACCUGCUUGAUUAUACCAGUGUUUGUUCGGGCCCAUUUCUUGGUGUUGCUUUCAAAUCCUCCUCAUUCUUGGCAGGCAGGCCAGAUAGGGAGGAGCAAAUGACUCAUCUUUCCCUCUCAUCCUGUCUGCCUCUGUGGUGCUCUUAAAAGGCAACGACUGAGGAUGAAGCACAGGCUCUGGUGUGGAGAGCAGCAGAAGCCAUGAUGCCCCUCCCUCUGACCAAGGCUGAGGAGGCCCUGGCAUCUUUGGUAGGGCUUCAGCUCAGAUGGGUAGAAUGAAGGGCCUCUGUUGCCAAUGGUGGGUGCAGAUUCUCCUGAUCUCCUCAGAUCCAGGCACAUCAAUGACUGCAUAGGAUUUUUAAUCAAUUUUUUUUAGUUCUCUAACUUUUCCUGCUAAUAGGCAGUCUCAGUUUAUAUGGCAGUCAACUCAGGAUUUGGGAAAGUCAGUCCUAAGCAGAGAAAUCACUCUAAGCUUUGUUCACUUUCUCAGUUCUAAGCCAUCUGUUUCCGCUUUCACUGGCAGAUCCUUGGGGGGGACCUCUGCUUUGGUACUAAAAUCCCAGAGUGAGUCCCAGUGACAGGACAUGACAUCCUGAGAGGUGGUGAAGGAGGUUAGUGGAGUGUUGGCAUCUCCCUUGUCUGUCAGAGCUGAGUGUCCAUUUCCUUAUCAGGUCGCUUCUGCACACUCAAGUUUUGGAGCAGAUUCUGUGAGUGAGACAAGGAGUGGAGGGUAGAACAGAGACACCUCACCAGGAAAAAUACCUUAAGCCGCUGGUCAGACUUCUGUGCCCUGGGGAAACCCAGCUGAUAGAAGCCAUAAACCUGUGUACUAAGUACUUUGAAGAGAAGAGCAGGCCUCACACACCUUUUAAGUGCUUAGGAGGAAGCACUGUCCCUGGCUGCAGUUGUUUUUGUUGUUUUGUUUAUGGUGCUGGGGAUUAAACCCAGGGCCUCACAUAUGCUAGGCAAACCCUCUGCCACCCCAGCCCUGACUGUAGGUUUUAAUAAACUAAAGAUUGGAGAAAAGUGAUCACUUAGCUGCAAAAAAUUUAGAAAUAGCUAAGAAAGAGCGUUUUUCAUAGCAAGCUACUUUCUGUUCUAAUCAUGAAAAAGGCUUUCACCUCCUAAAAGGGAAUCUUGCUAUCUUAAGGCUCUCAUGGUGCUUUUAUUUUAAGGAAAACCUCAGUAAAAAGGAAAAAAAUUAGCUUUAAUUUACAAUUCAAGUAUUUGAGAGCCUACCAAGGAAUUCAGAAUGACUUUUAUAUAUGAAGGGAGUAUGCCAGAUAUAUAUAUAUACCUCAGUAGCCAGGCUGGGCUUUAGAUAGAUUGCAAUACCAGCCAUGGCCACCAGAUGGAGGAAGAGACACGUAAAGAAACUAGUGCCGGCAUCCACUUUUGCAUCUUGGGGGAGCCUGACUCAUCCCUUCCUGGGCUCGAAGAUAAAUCUUCGAAGGGCCAAUUGGUUAUCUGCAGUGCACUUGGGGCUUCCAAAAUGCAGCAUUCAACCAGAACUUUCUGUCCUGCAUGAGCUUUCUAUGCUACCAGGAUAACCUCCAAGUGCCCUCAGGAUGGGCAACACUAUCUUGGGAAGCCUCCCUUCCUUCACUCUCCAUUAAAACAUUUGAGCAUAGAGAUCCUUGAGGAUUCCUAGAAAAUGCCCCACUAUUUUCUCAACAUGAGUACUGAGUAACAUGUUAAGUUAAAAUUUAUACUCCAGUUUGUUCUGUUCCAUAGACCUGUGGAACAGCCCUUUGCAAGGGCUUAGGAGUAGAAAACGAUGUGGCCCUCUCCUUCUGACCUGCCAGCCUCUCCCCCAGGCUCAGGAGGGCGCCCUGGGUCUUCUCUCUCCCUCCUCAGCGGGUGUUGGCUGGCUCCUCUCCUAGCCUGGCUCCUCUCUGAGGAUGGCCCUGCCACCCUGCAACUUUCUUACCUUCUCAUUCUGCGGAGUGCUUUGGUGAGGGGCCAUGCGGUGGGUGAGUAGUUGAGAAUUAAUCUGUGGAACUGCUAACCAGCGAUUUCUUAUUUUCAAAAACUAGUACGAUUAUAGUCAUCAAAUACAGCCUCAAAUAGCUUUUUCUUUCAAAGUCCACUCGGACUGUAGCGUUGUUCUCCAUGGCUGUACCCGGAAAGGCAUUCUCUUCUCCCAAGUCCUGAAGCUGAGCCUGGACCCUUGCUGUUCAUCCUGAGACGCCCCUUCCAACAGGGUGGACACUUCCCAACUUUGCUUCCUGCCGCAGCCUCCUAGGCCCUGACCCCUAGAUGACCCCAGCUUGAGUCCCAGUGCACUCACGAGCUGUCUGGGCACCAGUGUCCUCUCAAGUUUCCCCUUUGAGCAGUGGUGUGUGGGUGUCCGUUCUGUGUCUGGUGGAUAUGAACAGACAGUAAACCUCCCCAUGAUCUGUGCUAGCUGUGAGGCCGCUCGCAAACACAGAGCUGUUUGGUUUGAACCAUGAGGAAAACUGUGUAUUGAGUUAGCUGAGAUUAAAGAAAAAACGUUCCUCAAGUGACUGUUAAUGUAAACUCGGUUAUUAAAAUGACUAUAAAAUUAUCAGCCCUGUU